Messenger RNA from Hordeum vulgare subsp. vulgare (domesticated barley), 1072 nucleotides. Its product is annotated as 2-Cys peroxiredoxin BAS1, chloroplastic. NCBI's taxonomy places the organism in Eukaryota, Viridiplantae, Streptophyta, Magnoliopsida, Poales, Poaceae. Gene Ontology annotation, molecular function: thioredoxin peroxidase activity. The transcript is spliced from 7 exons. Bases 82 to 870 code for a protein of 262 amino acids. The record is from RefSeq and is a predicted model, not a curated record. Gene Ontology annotation, biological process: cellular response to stress; response to oxidative stress; hydrogen peroxide catabolic process.
GCCUCUUCAUAUUCGCGAACCCUAUCUAUCUGGAGGCUACCUAAUCCCCUCCCCGGCACUCCCCGCCUGACAACCACGGCCAUGGCGUGCGCCAUCUCCGCCUCCACCGUGUCCACGGCCGCCGCGCUCGUCGCGUCCCCGAAGACAUCCGGGGCGCCGCAGUGCCUGUCGUUUCCCCGCGCUUUCGGAGGCGCUGCAGCCAGGCCCGCCCGCCUCGCCGCCGCCGGCUCGAGGACGGCCAGGGCCCGUAGCUUCGUCGCCCGCGCCGCAGCCGAGUACGACCUGCCGCUGGUGGGGAACAAAGCGCCGGACUUCGCGGCGGAGGCCGUGUUCGACCAGGAGUUCAUCAACGUCAAGCUAUCUGAUUACAUUGGGAAGAAGUAUGUGAUUCUUUUCUUCUACCCUCUGGACUUCACCUUCGUCUGCCCAACUGAGAUUACGGCUUUCAGCGACAGACAUGAGGAGUUCGAGAAGAUAAACACUGAAAUUCUUGGUGUUUCGGUUGACAGUGUGUUUUCCCAUCUUGCAUGGGUGCAGACAGAGAGGAAGUCUGGUGGACUUGGUGAUCUGAAAUAUCCGCUGGUUUCUGACGUCACCAAAUCGAUCUCAAAGUCUUUUGGUGUAUUGAUCCCUGAUCAGGGAAUUGCUCUGAGAGGAUUAUUCAUCAUUGACAAGGAGGGUGUGAUUCAACACUCCACUAUUAACAACCUUGGUAUUGGCCGUAGUGUGGAUGAGACCUUGAGAACCCUUCAGGCUCUGCAAUACGUCCAAGAAAACCCAGACGAGGUCUGCCCGGCAGGAUGGAAACCUGGGGAAAAGUCGAUGAAGCCUGACCCUAAGGGCAGCAAGGAGUACUUCGCUGCUAUCUAGACGGGACCUUUGCACUCAGCUGUGGAGUUUUGUCAUGGCCGUUUCUCGGUUACAUGUGUUUUUGUGACCCGAGUUGUAGUUAUCAUGCGUACAAUUGACUCUGUAAUUUCUACAAUAAGGGUUUGUCUGUGUGUGGAUUUUCCCUGCUUCAAUUUGGAAAGAACAAUACAAGAUUGGAAAUAAAAUCUUCUUAUAUCGGCCA